Molecule: messenger RNA, 1737 nt
Organism: Aspergillus melleus
Lineage: Eukaryota; Fungi; Ascomycota; Eurotiomycetes; Eurotiales; Aspergillaceae
Gene: MSS1
Product: tRNA modification GTPase
Exons: 1
Coding region: 1-1737 (578 amino acids)
Biological process (GO): tRNA wobble uridine modification; tRNA methylation
Cellular component (GO): mitochondrion; cytoplasm
Molecular function (GO): GTP binding; GTPase activity; protein binding
Source: RefSeq, a predicted model, not a curated record
AUGGCAUCGGGAGUUUUCUGCCUCAAUUCCCAAUCAAUUUAUGUUAGAUGGGGACUCGACUAUUUAUGCGCUCUCGACUGCACCUGGUCGCGCUGCCAUCGCCGUGGUGCGGGCUUCUGGUCCCGCCUGUGUUCCGGUACGCGUGAAAGAUGCUCCCCCAGGCUGCUUCGCAAACGUAAUAACAUCCAUCCCCUCCAGAUCUAUCGGGCUCUAUGCCCCAAGGCGCCACUUCCACGACCACGGGUUGCGGCAGUGCGCACCCUGUAUGACCCCACGGGAGAUGUCACUUCCAACCACAGCAUCCUUGACUCUGGGGCCUUAGUUCUGUACUUCCCCGGACCCAAGACGGUCACUGGGGAGGAUGUUCUUGAACUCCAUCUUCACGGCGGACCUGCCAUUGUAAAGGCGGUCCUGACUGCGAUCGCCAAUACAAGCCGACCUGACUCUCUCAUCCGGUACGCGGAAUCGGGCGAGUUCACUCGUCGGGCCUUCUUGAAUAACCGGCUGGAUCUUCCGCAGGUCGAGGCGUUAGGCGAGACGCUGACGGCCGAUACCGAGCAGCAACGUCGUCUUGCCGUGCGAGGGACCAGUGAUGCUCUGUCCAAACGGUACGAGCAAUGGCGGCGACAGCUUCUCUACGGACGUGGCGAGCUCGAGGCGCUAAUUGAUUUUUCCGAGGAUCAGCACUUUGACGAGUCAUCCGACGAACUCAUUCUUUCCGUCGCGUCGCAGGUGCGCGCGUUACGGGCUCAGAUCGGGCUGCAUAUUCAGAAUGCGUCCAAGGGCGAAUUGCUGCGCCACGGAAUCAAGGUGGCCCUGCUGGGUGCACCCAAUGCCGGCAAAAGCUCCCUCCUCAACCGGAUCGUGGGCAAGGAAGCCGCUAUUGUCAGCACAGAAGAAGGCACUACCCGUGAUAUCGUGGACGUCGGCGUUGAUCUUGGGGGCUGGUAUUGUAAGCUAGGCGAUAUGGCGGGCAUCCGAUCGGAAAGCAAGCAAACCGGUCAGGAGUCCGUGGUGAUCGGAGCCAUUGAGAAGGAAGGGAUCCGCCGCGCCAAGGGCCGCGCAUUAGAGUCCGAUGUGGUUAUAGUGGUGGUCUCCUUGGAGGGGGCUGAUGACGGCGCGACACCAUAUCGUCUGUCUGCGGACCAAGAAGUCAUCGACGCAGCGAAUGAUUGUGUGCAGGCGGGGAAAUGUCUCGUCGUCGCCGUCAACAAAUGCGAUCGAUUACCCACGGUCGAAGACCGCAGUAAUCGACUGCCGCCUCCCCUGUCCGCCACGCUCGGUACCCUUUUUCCGGCGGUGCCGAGCUCGCGCAUCUUUGGCAUCUCUUGUCAAGAAGCGCAGGAGGAAUUGUUGAUAGACCAGACGGAUCCGGGUCAUUUGCAGGCCUUCCUUCGGGGGCUGAUUUCAACAUUCGAGGAGAUUGCCUCUCCAUUGAGCAUUGGAGGAGAGGAUGGUGGGCAGUAUGACAUGUCGUAUUGGGAGGACUCUCUGGGAGUAACUCAUCGACAAAGCUCUAACUUGCAACGAUGCAUGCAACAUUUAGACGACUUUUUAGCCGAGGCCUCUGAGGCCCAAUCACCACCGUCGACAUCUGGUAGCCCUACGGAGACAGAGGUGGACAUUGUCACGGCAGCCGAGCAUUUGCGGUCUGCGGCCGACGCGCUGGCGAAGAUCACCGGCAAAGGGGAGAGUGGAGAUGUGGAAGACGUUUUGGGCGUCGUUUUCGAAAAGUAA